Messenger RNA from Amaranthus tricolor (Joseph's coat), 6228 nucleotides. RefSeq names its product protein TRANSPARENT TESTA GLABRA 1. The coding region runs from base 187 to 1215 and encodes 342 amino acids. The transcript has 2 exons. Gene Ontology annotation, cellular component: nucleus. Gene Ontology annotation, molecular function: protein binding. Lineage: Eukaryota; Viridiplantae; Streptophyta; Magnoliopsida; Caryophyllales; Amaranthaceae. The record is from RefSeq and is a predicted model, not a curated record.
CUCGCAGUGACCGUUACUUCUCCCUCCAGAAUGAUCAACUCUGACCGUUGACCGGAGGGUAGAUUCCUGACUCCUGAGUCUUCUUCCUUCAAACCCCCGGUUUUCGAUCAUAAUUCCCCGAUUUUUCCCAAUUCAAACGCAAAAUUAAAUCAAAAUCCCAAUUGUUUCCCCUUCUUCAACCCUAAAAUGGCGAAUUCAACUCAAGAACCCCUUCAUCUUCCAUCCGAUAACCUCGUAACCUACGAUUCACCUUAUCCUCUUUACUCAAUGUCAUUCUGUCCCAAUUCAUCUUCCAUAACUCGUCGAAGCUCCGAUCAAUUAAUCGCCAUCGGAAGUUUCAUUGAAGAAUACAAUAAUCGCGUCGAUAUUUUAACUUUUGAUAGCGAUACCCUAACCCUAACCCUAAAUCCUAAUCUUUCCUUUUCUCAUCCUUACCCUCCGACGAAACUCAUGUUUCAACCUCCUUCUUCUCCUGCAACUCCAUUGUUAGGUUCCUCUGCGGAUUUUCUUCGGCUUUAUUCGCUGAAAAAUGAUACAAUUGAGCCUGUUUCUGUUCUCAAUAACUCCAAAUCCAGCGAAUUCUGCGCUCCAUUGACGUCUUUUGAUUGGAACGACCUCGUUCCUCAAAAAAUUGGGACUUCAAGUAUUGAUACUACUUGUACCAUUUGGGAUAUUGAGAAAAGUGUAGUCGAAACUCAGUUGAUUGCUCACGAUAAGGAGGUUUACGACAUUGCGUGGGGCGAAGCUAAGGUUUUUGCAUCGGUUUCUGCCGAUGGGAGUGUUCGGAUUUUUGAUUUGAGAGAUAAGGAACAUUCUACUAUACUUUAUGAGUCGCCAGAGCCAGAUACUCCUUUACUUAGGUUGGCUUGGAAUAAACAAGAUUUGAGGUACAUGGCCACUAUUUUGAUGGAUAGUAAUAAGGUUGUGAUAUUGGAUAUUCGUUCAACAACAAUGCCGGUGGCAGAGUUUGAGAGACAUCAAGCUAGUGUCAAUGCUGUGGCGUGGGCCCCACAGAGUGGCCGCCACAUUUGCUCUGCUGGUGAUGAUGCUCAGGCUCUUAUUUGGGAGCUUCCCACCGUGGCAGGACCCAACGGGAUUGAUCCUUUGUCGAUGUAUAAUGCUGGGUCGGAGAUUAAUCAGUUGCUGUGGUCUGCUGCUCAGCCGGAGUGGAUUGGUAUCGCGUUCUCAAAUAAGUUUCAGUUGCUUAGAGUUUGAGGUGUGGAUUUGUUGGUUGUUGCUUUAUGCUAUAUAUGGUCAUUGCAAACUGGGUGGAUUGUGAGAGUUGAGCAUUUUUUCGAUUUUUACCAAUUGUCGGUAGAGGAGAAAAUUGAGGCAGGUGUUGUAGGGGUUAGAUGGGGAUGCUUUGUUGUGUUUUUAAUGGGAAAACUAGAGGAAACCCAUUGAAAGAUGGAAAGUAUUGAAGAAAAUGAUGUUACACCAUUUUUUGGGAAGAAAAGGAGGCUCUCUAGUAGAGCAGUGGUUAACUUGAAGCAAGAGGGUAAUGCUGAAGCAUACAAAAAGAAAUUUAUCCAGUAUGAUGAUGAUAUUAGUGAAGAAUUCCUACUGGCUAAUUUCAUUCGUGGAUUGGAAACAAGAAUCCAAACUGAAUUGCGACUAAUAGAUCCGGAUACUAUGGAGAAUAAAAUUGAGGAGAAGUUAGCAACAACAAGUGGGCCUAAGUACUGAAGCAAAAAUGAACCUAACAAAACCUACACUCAUUUUUCACAAAACCCAUACCUUGCAAAAAGGAGCCCAAACACAACCUAUUUUCAAAAACUCAUAAUAACCUUGCCCCUAGUAACUCUAAAAACCUUAACCCAUUUUCUACAACCUGUACAUCAAAAAGUUAUCUAGAUAAUACCCAGAGGUUAUCAGAUAAAUGGCUAGUAUGGCACAUAUGCAAAAAAAGAUAGCUGAGCGUUCUCAUCAGUAGCUUAUAAACUGAUGCUACAACCGAUUAUAAAAUCCAUCUGGCAUUUUACAUCUCCCAAUGGAAACUGGCCAAGGCAGGUGACUUCAAUCCAAUAGAGAUUCCAGCACAAUUAACACAAAAUUUGGAGAUGGUUAUUGAACCAGAAGAGGUACCGACAGUAGGAAGCUCCCAUAUAAUCAGCAAUUGGCCUCUGAGGUUCUCAUUAAAUGGCAAGCUUACCUGAAUACGAAGCAACUUGGGAACAAUACCAGAGUAUAGUUUCACUCUUAAUCUCCACCUUUAGGAGAAGGUGUCUCUCAUUGGGGCAUGUAUUGCCUUUGACGAAGAAAGGCCCGAGCCCACCAUCUAGCAUAUUUGUUUUAGAAAGGGGAGAAAAUCAGUCACAAGGGAAUAACAAAUCAGCUAUACAUAGUAUUUAAAUUUUUUCUGUUCCAUUGAUAAAAAUUCUAGAAUGAAGUACGUGUCUAUAUAAUCAAAAGCGGGAAUAGAUUUAAGGUAUGCUUGUUGUACGUUUUUGUAGUAUUGUAUACGCUAGGGAGUUACUGGGCCACUCAGAGCUUAGGGGAAUACAGUACUCUAUUACAUAAUACAAUCAUUCCAUUCUCUCUAUUUCUUUGUUCUUCUUUGCUACCCUUAGCUUCCAUUACUGAUAUUGCUUUUCUUCUUCUCUCUUCUUCUUUUGACUAACCAACUUUUUGACCUUCACAUUGCAUUCAGCCGCAUAACACUUUCCAGGAGAAAAAGACAGGCAUAUAUGGGUUACUAAAACUUCUUACGACGUAAGAACCGAGGGUCAAAGAGAAAAAGAAAGGGUGAAAGUAAUAGAAUCUCUAAGCAAAAGUGAACUAAAUAAAACUACGAUCAACACAUCAAAUUGCUUUUCGUCUCCCAAACUUAGCUUGUUUGCUAUUGGUAUCUUCGCUUUAGUUAAGUUUGCUCAAAUCUCUCACAAUGAAAGCAUAGGUGCCAAAUCUCUCAAAUCUCUCACGACGUAAGUAGAGUUGUUAAAUAUUUAGAUUUAUUUUUAAUCAAUUAAAGUUCUGGAAUUUAGUUUUUCAUGUUAAUUUUAAUUUCAACUCUCUUGAGAAAUGUCGACUUUAAAUUAGUAUGUAUUUGAUUGUAAUAGCCUUUAGAGAACAGGACAACACAAAAAAAUUAUGUUUUUAGUAUGCUUUGUUGUUUCUAGUUAUGAAUAGAUUGUGGUUGGUGGUUGUGUAUAAUAUUUGAGUGUCUUAUUAGCUUCAAUAGCUAGUUUAAGCACCACAAAAAUGGUCUACAUAUCUCCUUGGCUUAUCAAUAGCCUACAAAUAAAUUCAAAAAGUUCUCAUAGACAUUGUAUUGUUCAUAUUCUGGAUUGUAGAGAUUUUAGCGCCUUUACAAAUCUAUUUGAGAUUUUCUGAGAUUUGAAUAGUAAGUGCCCCAAUGAUUGUGCCCAUCUUUGGCACAUAUGAUUUCUUUGUGAGAGAUCUAAGUGCAAUUGACUGAACUAGGAUACCACUGGUGGACAAACAAAAGUAAAGCGAUUGGGUGAGCACAUGGAAUUAGUGACAUUCUGGACUUGAAAUACAAUUGCUUUGGUGAAGACAUGAUAACGCUUGAGCGAUCAACUCAUUGUUUUGGUGAGCACAUGGAACUAGCGACAUUCUGGAAUUUGAGAUACAAGUGCUUAGGCGAGCAUAUGGUAGUGCUCAAGUGAUCAACUCAUUGUUUGAACGAGCGAAUGUUUGGUAAAGAUUUUGUGUGGCUUGGGUCAAAGUGAUAGGCGAGCAACCUAAUUGCUCGAUAAGCAACAUGAAAAAUGGCUGGAAUUUUGCUGCAUGGGCAUUAAAAUACUGCGCUAAUUGGGGAUAUUACUCCCCAUAGUUUGACUUUUGUUGCUUGGGAAAUUAAUAUAUAAACUUAUCCUUUUCGUGUUUGAGUCGAAAGUAGUGAAAAUUUUUCAUUUUUAUAUGGUAUAUUAGAAACUCUAGUGGCUUGUAUUAGUUUGGCUUACACAUGAAAUGGCAUUGGUAACAAAUUUAAGCUUUAUUCUUGCAUUUUACUAGCAUUUGGAGAAGUCAAUGGCUUAUUGUGUAGAAAAAAUAGAGAUUUCAUGGCUGAUUUAGUGGCUGAACAAGGUGAUUGGAACUCGCAAGCAAUCACCAUGAGUUAGUAGAAAAAAUAGAGAUUUACAUGCAAUGUGCGAACAAAGUUGCUAUUUAUCACCCGUUUUCUAUCAUCUCCAAAUGACUGUGUAGUCAUGAUGUUGUUGUGUAGGGUUUAAAGUAAAGUUAGUAGGGUCCUAUUAAUUUUUUUUAACAAGGAGCCUUUUAUCUGUGUGCAACAUGUGAGUAAAUUUUUAGCUUGUGAUUGUUAAAUAACUUUUUUUGUUUUCUAAUUUGGUGUUUGUUGCGACUUUAUUGGGGGACUAUGUUAUUCAAAUGUUAAACCACCUUGAUUAUGCUACUUGAUGUUAACAAUAGAAGGAUGUACUUCUUUAAUCUUUUCUUUGUGCCUGAUUACAUAAUUUAAUUAUCAAAACUUAGUCUAAGGUCAAAUAUCCAAUUCAUUCUCUCCCAAGUUCUAUUGCCAAAACUCUUCCAUAUAUAACAGUACUUCAAAGAUUUUGGCUCAAAGAUAUUGAAAUCCCUCAAUGAUGUUCGCUUAUUUAAGAAGCUAAUAACCAUGCAUAAUUAGAACUGAGACUUGAAUUUAAUACUCUUUGUGUCCCUUUGAUAUUGCUUCACUCUGCAUUGACCAAAAUUAUGUAAGAGGCAAGCUUGAAGGGAUGGAGGUAGUAUGAAGAAUUAGAGUGGAUCCGCAAGCAAAACGAAGGUUUGGAAAAAACCAUAAUCCAUUGGUGAGGUAAGAUUCUAGAUAUGCAAGGUUCCACUUGUCUUGGCAAUUAUCCGACAGUAAGUUGCUCUUCUUUAAGCGGCGUGCACACUUCAGUUUUAUUUGGAUCUGGUGGGUUGCAUGUAAAGAUUGAUGAAUUGAAUGGUUGGCACUUUUGGAGCAAAUUUUAAACAGAAGUAUGUAAAUUAGGGAUGAGCUUAACCUGGAUUGGUUGUUUGAGGGAAAAAGUUACUAUUGCUAAGUACACUAUGAUUUAGGAAUCAUAUUUCCUCAAGUGGGGAAAGUUUUACGAUUAUUAAUCAGGGAUAAGCCUAACCUAGAUUGGUUGCUUAAGGGAAGAAGUUACUAUUGCUAAGCAUACAGUGAUUCAUCAAUCUAUUUUUCUUCUGACUUCCCUUUCCAUGUUUGUCAAUCUAAUUGGAAGUUUUCCAGCUGAUCCAUGCUGACUCAUCAAAACUUUCUUAAGAAUUGGGUUAUUCAUUGUGGAUACUGACCCUUGAUGAAUGGCAACUAUCAUUUAGGGUACAUUUUUACUGUGAUUUGGCAGUAGUGCUGCUUGGGAUAUGUAUCAUCUGUUGAUAUAUAGUUUGUGUUUCUUAGUUUUAGGUGUUGAUGGAAAGUAAGCUAUUGGAUGUAAUUCCUCUGAAGUGUUUGAACUCUGAAGUUUAGAUGUAAUUCAUCGUCCUUCUUUUUUGAUCAUGCUAGUUUGAGUCUGACAUAUUUUUUUUUAUUUUGUGCAUUUUUCUACUUUACCAUGACCAUACAAGCUAUGCUACUAAUCAACAUGCACAGCUACCUAUACUCUUCGACCUAUAUUUAUUGAUCACGCUAGUUUGAGUCUCUGAUAUAUCUUUUUAUUUGUGCAUUUUUCAACUUUACCAUGACCAUACAAGCUAUGCUUCUAAUUAACAUGCACAGCUACCUCUACUCUACAGUUUAAACACAUGCAGGAUGGAGAAACAAGGAGUAGAAAAGGGAAACAUAAUUAAAUCAGCUUGAGAGUUAUAUAGAAAGGUUGUUGAAAUGCAAGCAAGUAUGUCAGGAAUUAUAUAUUAUAUAAUAAAGAGAUGAUGGGAUGGCAUGGGGAAAAAUUAUCUAGGAAACUUUUUUUUCUUUCUUACCUUCUUGGAUAGUUUACCCUCUUGAAUGGAUGUCCUUGUAAUCAUUGAGUGGUUUUGGAUAAAAUUCAAGCUGCCAUUUCUUGAAUUCUUUUUAAGUUUGCUAAUUCUUAUUACUCACAAAACGAUCUUGGCAGGAUAUUACUAAAGAUUUGAGGCAUUGAGCGGAUGAUUUCGUGUAACUAGGAGAUUAAAAUGAUUUUGGGCCUCUUGCUAAUUGAUAUGUUGAGUGUGCUUGAAGACCAAGUGUUUUCUGGUCUAUUGUAUGAUGUUAUUGCCAGUUUCCUUUGUUCCUGGUAGUUGAAAGGAUACCUUAUUGACACUAGCUUUUCCUUUGUUCUA